Esox lucius (northern pike) is the source of this 3678-nucleotide messenger RNA. It is a transcript of the gene ankrd33aa, whose product is annotated as ankyrin repeat domain 33Aa. Gene Ontology annotation, molecular function: protein binding. The transcript is spliced from 6 exons. NCBI's taxonomy places the organism in Eukaryota, Metazoa, Chordata, Actinopteri, Esociformes, Esocidae. Bases 361 to 1734 code for a protein of 457 amino acids. The record is from RefSeq and is a predicted model, not a curated record.
GCAACAAGGCUCUAAGGGUUGAACCUAGGCUAAGUGGCCAAGCAGAGCCGGGGGGGGGCCACAGCACCACAGGUAAGCCAGGCUGAGGAGUAGCAGGUGGAAGUGAUUUAGAGGGGAUGCACAUGCUGUAUUGACCCAGGCAGAGAGAGGACGAGCGGUGAACGGAGACUAGGCUACAGUCCACUGAUCACACAGCCAUUUCAUGAGAGUAUCCAGGAUGUUGUCAUCGUCAUCGACAAGGGGAAGGUAUGGUCCGGUGGUCCUCCACAGAGUGUGAUAUCCGUCUCCUGCAGGCAGAAGGGGCCUCCUGAUCGGACGUGACCAGCUCCUUCCGGGUGGUCCACCUGGAGGUCCUCUGUGAUGGCUCAUCCAGGAGAAGACCCCCACCUGGGCGCCGGCCCGUCUGAGGACUCAGAACUCUCUGAGAAUGAGUCCGAAACGGCCAGCUUGGUGUCGGAGGACUCCAUCAUGCCAGACUAUGAGAUGGAGCGCGGUGGAGGUGGGACCACCUCGACGCUGUACGAGGCGUGUGACAGGAACGAGGCGCUCACGCUACGCAAGAUUCUGGAGAGAGGGGUUACUAAGGAAGAGGUCAUGGAGCUGGACAUUAAUGGCAGGAACGGCCUGAUGUUGGCAGUCUCCAGAGGUUAUAUAGACAUAGUGUAUGGACUACACACGUGUCCUCUGAUAGACAUCAACCAUCAGGACAGCGAAGGCAACACUGCGCUGAUGAUCGCCGCCCAGGCCGGCUUCAUAUCCAUCCUGAAUUUCAUCUUGAACUAUUACCCGAAGGUAGACCUGGAGAUGAGGGACAUGAGAGGCUUUACUGCCCUCAUCAAGGCAGCCAUGCAGGGCAGGGAGGACUGUGUAUCUUCCCUCAUCAUGGCCGGGGCCAACAUCAAUGUAGUGGAUGAGGUCCGAGGGAAAGGCAUCCGGGACUGGGCCAUGGUGACAGGACGCUUCGAGGUCCUUCAGCGUCUCCGCGUCCUCCAGGCACGCCCCAUUGCCGAACAGUUCUGCGACAGCUACACGAUGGAGUGGCCGGAACUGGAGAAGUUGGUUGCAAAAGCCAUGGGCCCCAAGACCCUGACUCAACGCCUGAGGGACAACCUGACCAUAAGCUUCCCCAAGGACCCUCAGGACAACGGGGUGAUGGACCACAUGGUGAGGAUGACCACCUCCAUCCACAGCCCUCUGGUGUCCACGGGCUGCCGGCCCCUCUGCCCCACCAGUCCCCCCGAGGUCGGGAAGCGACGCCUGGCUGUGCCGGAGCUUAUGGAGAGACACGGCAGCAAAGAUUUGGAGGAGAGCUCAGUGUGUCACAGUAACGGUGUGAAGUGUUCAUUCACGCCGACGCCGGCGCCGUCACGCUCCCUCUCGUUGGCCAACUGCUGCUCUAACACGGAGAGGAGGGGGAGUGUCCUCUCAACGGCCUCCAACACCGCCCGGAACUUCCUCCCGCGUUCCUUGGCACAUCGGAACUCGGUAUUCCCGUCCAGCUGUAUUCCCAAGAUCACCUACACCAAGUCCCCAAACAAAACCCCCAAGAAGGCAAAGAAGAAGAAGAUGCACAAGGGCUACCUGGAGCCGCCUGUCUGGAAGUACAAGUCUGACAAGCAGGAGAAGAAGAUGGAGAAAGAGAGGUUGGAGGAGGAGAAGCAAACGAAAGAAAAGGCCAUUAAAAAGGCAAAGAAGAAGGCAGCAAAGGCCAAGGAUUCCGCUAAGGCAAGUUAAACUGUCUGGACAGAACUCAGGGAGAAUAGACCUGCCUCUGUCCUGUCAUCGCCACACUGACAACAUAGGGUCCACUGUGAUGAUGUCAUAGAAGAGGGACGAAGGGAUGUCUCCCUUGUGGUGGCCUGGGGUCAUCAUGGAAGCCCAUUUGCAUUCAUCCAGUGGGACCUCCAAUAACAUGGGUUGAAAAAGCAUCUGAGCUGGACUAAAGCUGUUGGACAGUUCUUCCUUUCAACCGAGAUAGACUGCUGUAAGGAAUGCAAUGGGCUGGACAUUCAAAGGCUUUAUUAUUCCUGUAUCUUCCAGGUGGAAUACAAGUUUUCAAUGCUAUCUUGUUUUGUGGCUUUUUUAUGUGUGCGUGUGUGUGCAUGUGUGCGUGUGUGUGCGCGCGCACAUGCAUGUGUGUGUGUGCUUGUAUUUCCAAUAAGUAAAGUCUUUCUAAUUAAGUACACAUGAGUUGACAAUGAUUAUGGAUGAAUCUGCUGUUGGAUAUACCUCACAUAUACACCUUCCGCUAACCCUCGAACCAUGGUCUUUACUAUGUACUCCAAUCAGCGUCCUCCAAAAGGUGUCAAUUUCACACUUAGCCUGGAGACGACUUUUGCGGCAGAGGCAAUGUUUUUUUUUUUUAUCAAAGGUAUUUGUGUACUAUCAGGGAUCACUUCACCUGAGGGAUCAGUCUCAGAUAUGUGGAGACAUGCCAGGUUGGACUGAGUGGCUUGUUACGUUGCCCGAACUUCCUCAGUUAGAAGUCUUACAUGACAGAAAUGUUGUUGGCUGAUCCAGCUUAAUGUGAGCUGAAAUGUGGAGUACGUUAUUGAGUGGGAUUCACCUUCUGUCAUAAUAAUGGAUGACGGUUGUUAUUUUUAAGUACCAGAAAGACAUUGAAAUGGAGGGGAUGUGUAGUGACUUCUGCCAGUGAAAGCCAAUGACCCAUCAGAAACAGCUUCUACCUUAUAAAAACAUACAAGAACAUUAUGUAUGUAUGCUAUUUCAAAACCAAACAUUAAAAUAUUUCAGCAACACAACAGCCAUGUAGUGGUGAGUAAUAAUCCCCCCCCAAGCCCAUUUAUUUACCCAAAGCCACGGUAGCCUCUUCCACUCUGAGCUCACUGAGCUUGUUAACUGGAGCUAUUAUGGUAGCAGCCAGAACGGGGCCUAACCACACGGCCUGAGUAAAUCUAGGGGGCGGUGACCAUAGGCAAAGGCGUAAUAAUCACUGCAUGCGACACACAUAAGAGGGAUGCAUUAGAGCUUGCUGGGGUGAGUGGAGUUGAAGGCCUAGGUGCUUUUAUCUUACUGAACCGUUAUUUAAACAGGUAAGUGAAUUGUCAACGAUGACCUGGCCAAAGGCAUUCCAUUGUAAGACAACAAGACAACACACAGAACAACAUGAAUAUUAUAUAUACAAAAUAUACCAAUGAACACUAAAUACAAGGGAAUGGACACAGAAGAUAUUACAUCUAAACACCUGAGAGACAUACAGAUAGAUCUGACAGAUUCACCAGGUGCAAAGAUGAGGUAGCGGCUUGGUUUUUAGUUUAUUUCUGAGUGAAGUAUGAUUUGAACAUGAAGCUUAAGAUUUUGCAUUUCCUGGUGGCAUGAACUAUACCUGUAGUUGCUGUUUGAUACAUGUAAUGUACCUGUAACUGCUGUUAGAUACAUGUAAUGUAUCUGUAACUGCUGUUAGAUACAUGUACUUUAUCUGUAACUGCUGUUAGAUACAUGUACUUUAUCUGUAACUGCAGUUAUAUACAUGAACUGUAUCUGUAACUGCUGUUAGAUACAUGUACUGUACCUGUAACUGCUGUUAGAUACAUGUACUGUAUCUGUAACUGCUGUUUGAUACAUGUAUUGUAUCUGUAACUCAUGUUAGAUACUGUAGAAAUGUUUGAUUUAGAUUGGACUUGGGAUCACUGGAAGUAAAGUCCUAGCUGCCUAUAA